Punctularia strigosozonata HHB-11173 SS5 is the source of this 1295-nucleotide messenger RNA. Its product is annotated as kinase-like protein. Gene Ontology annotation, biological process: protein phosphorylation. NCBI's taxonomy places the organism in Eukaryota, Fungi, Basidiomycota, Agaricomycetes, Corticiales, Punctulariaceae. Gene Ontology annotation, molecular function: protein binding; ATP binding; protein kinase activity. Bases 1 to 1293 code for a protein of 430 amino acids. The record is from RefSeq and is a predicted model, not a curated record. The transcript has 9 exons.
AUGCCGGUGGCCAUCAAGCGGUCAAAGAGACACGAAACAGAGGCGAGUUCGAAGUUUUCACCCUGUCAUUGGCGAUUUGAGCGUGAGGUGAAAUCGUGGGCAAAUUUAAUCCACCCGAACAUCUUGCCUUUGUGCGGAUACCGGAAGGAAAAACCCGACGCGGCGCCCGAGCUGGUUUCACCGUAUGUUCCCGAAGGCACGCUGAAGGACUGCUACAUGACGCAUAAUCUAAGUACCGAAACCAAGAGAAAUCUGGUGUUCGAUGCUGCACUUGGCCUGGCGUAUCUCCAUGAGCACAACUUGGUCCACCUCGAUAUCAAAGCCUCCAACAUCCUUGUCACUCACGUACAUACGAAGGGGUCCUCAUUCAAACUCCGCGCUCUCCUCUGUGACUUUGGGUACACCAAAGAGUUCCUCGAGAACAACUACAACAGUUCGUCAAUCGGGAGGGGCUCGAUGCCCUGGCAGGCAUGGGAGGUCGUCUCACCCAGCGCAGUUGCGAACAUGUUCAAGGAUUGGGAGAAGAAGCACAAAAGGGAGCAGCUCCACAAAGCCGAUGUUUGGUCAUGGGGUAUGACCGUCCUGGAGGUGUAUUCGGAGAAGCAACCGUAUCACUAUUUGCCGGAAGACGAGAUCGUGGCUCAGCUCUCGAAUGGCAAGAGACCAUCUUACGACGCUGCUCAAGUGAUGAAUAACGGGAUGGAUUCGAGGCUCAUGAGCGUGAUGCAGAGAUCCUGGGAGCUGAAUCCCUUAAAACGGAUAUCGAUGAAGACUGUCCUCGACGAUGGGAGGGCCAAUCCAGCUGCUCGGCCGCCGACCACGAAGUUGCACAAGGACAAGUUUCCGUUCAUCUCGCAUCUGAAGGUGUCGUACAAGAACAGCUACGGAGAACACUAUGAACCAGGAACAACGGUCCAAGUGUCAGGUGCUCCAAGCAACCAGCUUAAAGAUGGUAAAAUUGGACAGAAGAUGCCCGGUUGGGUACUCAAGGCCGGAGAAAGCGGGAUUUUCCCCGUUCAGCACGCGAGGAAAAUCCUAGGUCCGAAAGCAACCGAUCUGCCCCACGGAGUGCUAUACUACAUGCGCGUAUGGAAGGACUACGAUGGCAAGAAAAUGUACACGCGUGACGAGACAUUAUUUCUCCAAUUUGAGGCUGGCGACGUGAUCGCGGUCACCGACGCUCCUGCAAAUCACCCAUGGACAGGCGAGAUCAUCCCCUCCAGCGACUCGGGUGCGCGGCGGUCAGGCUUGUUUUUGGUGGAAGCGGUGGAGGUUGAGUAUCUGGCAAACUGAAC